Messenger RNA from Cydia strobilella, 5562 nucleotides. Its product is annotated as titin-like. Lineage: Eukaryota; Metazoa; Arthropoda; Insecta; Lepidoptera; Tortricidae. The transcript is spliced from 7 exons. The record is from RefSeq and is a predicted model, not a curated record. The coding region runs from base 137 to 4363 and encodes 1408 amino acids.
CGACAUUGACGUUUGGUUUCAUUGGUUUGCUUCAAGUUCUAAUUAUUCAUUAUUAUUUUUUAGGUAUUUCUGUGAUUUAUCACUGUCCUUUGUGUAAUUUAAGUGCCUUUUACCAGUGUAGGCAAAGCAUGUAAUCAUGGAUGUUUUAUACGACGAUUUAGAGAAUUACGAUGACGUUGAAGCACUGAACAGGCUGAAAACUGAAAAUUCUGACCUGAAGCACAAACUAGAAUGUUGCAAUGCGGCCAUGCAAAAGUUGCAAACAAGCAUUUUGCAGGAUUUUGAUAAGCUGGAAGCAGAGUUCAAGAGAUUAGAAUCAAAUUAUUCUUCCCUGCUGAAAAUUUCAAGAGCUGAGAUACAGAGGAAGACUGAUAUGAUCACGAAUCUUAAUAUUGAGAAAGACUUGUUAAUAAUAAAAGCAGUUCAAAAUGGGCCUGCACAUAAAGUUCAAGACCUGAUAAGGAAUGUGCGUGAAGAAACUGAAUUAAAGCGCAAAAAGAAAACACAGAACAAAGUAGUAGCCCCAAAAGGAAGGGAAGAAUUUAUAAGGAGAAAAAGUAGCCGCCCACACUCACCCACAACUAGUUCAACUGCAACAGACAAUUCAUAUAAGAUGAUAGGCAACGAAAUAGUUGCCGAUAACAACAAAUCUAGUAGAAUGGAUACACAAGAAAAUGAGCUACAGAAACAUGAGGUGUUUCCAGUCGAUCAACCUUUAUCUCCCGUUGCGGACAAACGGGUCUCUGCAUUGUCUCGUCCCCAUCUUGCAAAGUUAAGCUCUGAUGAAGAAUUUGAAGAUAUGUAUUCUGCAUUGAAACCAAAAGCAUCUAGGGAAUCUGAAAAAACCCGCAAAAGGGGUCGAGACGAUUCUCAAGAUGGGAAGAUUUUAUAUAACAGUUCUCAUGAUAGGCCCUUAAACUAUCCUGAUUUGUCAAGAGAACGAUUUAACAGAAAUAGAGCUGGCAGAUUUUCUGAUACUGAAAGAAUUACUAGAGAAAAACAGCAUAGUGAACCCGACAGAAAUAUCAAUAGGGGUAAACACCAUUUUGAUAGAUACAGAAAUUUUAAUGAUUUGCAACACAAUAGAUUUAGUCCUGAAAGACAUCGUCGGGGCGCAAAAGAACUUGGGGAUAGUCGUUACAGGAAUAGGCGGUUGGAAAGCCCACCAAGGGAGAGGUAUCACUUGGAAAGCCCUCCCAGGGAGAGAUUACGCCUGGGAAGCCCUCCACAAGAAAGACAAGCAUUACGUAAAAGGAUUGGCGAGCGCCGAAAGUCUUACCACGGGCGGACGGGCAACAACCCAGAGAUACACUCGGUCAUACAUAACAUUCAUGGUGAAUAUGAAGAACCACAAAAUAAGAGACCUAGAAUUGAACCAUACCCUGUUCCUCAGGAAGAGAAAAGGCCAAACGAAGAGCAGUAUCAUAAUGAAUCACAGCCGCCGAACAUGGGAAGUCGCACAUGUCGGUCGCCAGUUUUUUCACACACGGAAGAAUCCUCCAAUGAACCCGCAACAGCCCAGAGUGAAACCAGAAGCACGACUUCGUCUGUCUUUGAGGAUCCCAGGUUAAGCAGUGACAGAUAUGUCAAGUGCUCAGAAGGCACGAAGCAUAUAUCACAGUCUGCCAAUGCUAAUGAAAUAUAUUUGCAACCCGUUGACAAAUCCCUUUGGGACUUUGAAGAAGUCCAGGUGCCAAAAGCUUUAAGAUCUAAACCUUUAGAAAUCAGCGAAGAACUUGUUGAUAAAAUAAUUAUAGAUAAACCUUUAUCUUCAAUAUCCAUGGAAUCCGGUGAAAUACGUUCUGAUACUGAAACACCUUUGGAUAUUUAUGAUUUUCAAGAAUUUAAUAAACAAAUCGGUAAUAGUGUUCCUGAUAUAAAUGAAAGUCAAAAAGCUAAAAUUAAACCUUACAAUGAAAAAUCGCCCGUUGAUAAUAAUAUGCUUGACGACAUUGGAAAAAGAAGUGAUACAAUCAUUAAGGGUACAAAAACUACAAAACUCAAAGUAGCAAAGAAGGAGAAGGCGAACAAUCAUAAAGCAGCCGAGACAAUGAUGUCAACUUCUAAAGAUAGUCAUAAAGUUGAUACAACAAUGCAUUGUGACAACAUUAAAUUACCAAGCGUACUGCACAAGCUGAUUCAUUCUAUGAAUGAAGAACGACCUGAUGGAGAUAAUUCUGUUAAGAACAGUAAGGUAGAAAAGGAACCUAAACGAAUCGCCGCAUCCAGGAUAUCUAAUAAGUCUGAAAAGUCAAAAGCAAAAACUAAAGAUGACAGAGAAAAUCAAAAUGAGUCAAACUUAAAGACUGAUAAAAACAAGGCAGAUAAACUUGAAAAAGGAUCAGAAAAAGAGCCUAAACGAAACGCCGCAUACAGGAUACCAAAUAAGUCUGACAAGUCAGGUUCAAAAACUAGAGAUGACAGAGAUAAUCGAAACGAGUCAGACUUAGAGACUGACAAUAACAAGACAAAUAAACUUGAAAAUGGACCAGAAAAAGAACCUAAACUAAUCGCUGCAUACAGGAUACCAAAUAAGUCAGACAAAUCAGGUUCAAGAACUAGAAAUGACAGAGAGAAUCAAAACGAGUCAGACUUAGAGACUGAUAACAACAAGACAGAUAAACUUGGAAAAGGAUCAGAAAAAGAACCUAAACAAAUUGCUGCAUACAGGAUACCUAAGAAGUCUGAAAAGUCGGGUUCAAAAACUAGGGGUGACAGAAAAAAUCAAAACGAGUCAGACUUAGAGACUGACAACAACAAGACAGAUAAACCUGAAAAAUUAUCAGACAAAGAACCCAAAAGAAUUACUGAGUUGGAGUUGUCAGGUAAGACAGAAAAGGUAAGGUUAAAAACUACCGACAAAAAUGUACCUGAAGUGAAGGAAACGGAUAAUCUUGAAAAAGUAACCGAAAGAGAUACAGAGAAGAAGAUCAAACGCAUCGUAGAGUCUAAGGCAUCCGAUAGAAACGAGAAAGCAAGUUUAAAAACCAAUGAAAUAGAACAUAAAAAUGUGUCUGAUAUGAAGGUCAAAGAAAAACCUGUAAAAGAAACUGAAAAUAAUGUAUCAGUAUUUCGCGAAUUUGAACAUAGAGUUUACUCCAGGCAUAUUGUCGAAGGCGAUUUAGAGCUAAGCGAUGAAAGUAAUGAUGAAGCACAACUUGAAUUAGAAGAUAAAAUUGAGGAGAAAAAGAAGAUAUCCUCCAAAAGCAAAUCUCAUCGAGAGGCAUCCAAAGAUAAGAGUGUCAAUUCGGAAGAAACAACUAGGAAAACUAGAUCUCAAAAAGAUAGGGAGAAAGAAAGAAAGUCCAUUAACAAAUUUAGUGAAUUGUUUGGUGACAGCAGUAGUUUAAUAACUCCAGAGGACCUGAACCUUGCCACUCGCACGGCGCACGGGCUGCCAGCUGACUGCUGCCCGCCCGCCGCCGAGGAGGCGCAAGAUGCUAUCAUUGAACAUGAAAGUCCAGUCAAAGCACAAACGACAGAAAUGUACCCUAAAGACUUUAAAGAAAGUUUAGCAAAGUCCACUGUUGUUGAUGAUAAAUUUAAAAUCAAAGACAGAACUCGUACAAAACAUAAACAAAAUAAGGAUGACUACACGGAACAGGUCAGUGACGUAAGGACACAAGUAGUUACUAUUACUGAAAGUUGUUCAAUGUCAGAAGGAAAUCUUAUGCCAAAUACAAGUAAUUAUACAAACCAAAAGGAAGUUUCGAAACUGAAUGAAAAAGUUAAGGAGUCGUCAAAAAGUUAUAAAAGACCUAAAACCAAAGGUGAAAAGAAAUUGUCAGUUAGUGAACACACGAAAGAGAUCAAUACCAAUAACUUUUAUAUCUCGGAGCAAAAUUCAAACAACUCGCCAACUAUGAGCGAUAAUAAAGAGAAUUCCAGCAGCAAUGGUAACUCGGAAAGAAAUAUCAGUAACGAAAUGGCAAGAAUUUUUGAGAAUCCAAUAGUCUCUAGUAAAAUAUCGUCGAUCAAUGCCAGCGAGACUAAUAAGGAAAGGCCACAGUUAAAUGACUCCACAAAAGAAACCAACUGUAGUAGUGUUGUUCAAGAUGUUCCAAAUCUGGCCCCAGUAGUAGAAGAACCGGGAUUAGUGACAACAGUUGUGAUAUCAACGGGUGUUCAACCUUUAGAUUCAAACUCAGCGCAAUAUGUUACGCCAUUUAGUGCUCUGGCCUCAUCUACUCCAGCCAAGGAUUUAUCUGCUAUAAAUAUUUCCUCCGAAAUAGAGUCAAAUGUCAGCCACUCGGCGCAAGUAAGUGUGACGAUAUCAAGAGAUGAUUCAGGCUCUCAGUCUGAAGAUGUACCUGAUAUGAGAAUAACUUGUUACAGAAGACGAAGAAGAGUGCUAAAGAGAUAAUUUGUUGGGAUUAAGUUUGUAAAUAUUUGCGUUAUAUUAACAAAUAAUAAUAUUCGUGUGUAUGUUGUAUACACUCACGCCUGUCAAGUAAAUAUUUUACCAAAAAACUACCAGAUAUCAAUAUUAUAUUUUAAGAUGAGUGUGACACGCGGGAUCGUUCCCCGUACACUUAAAGAUCUCAUUAUAAAAUGACUUCGCUAUCUGUUCACAAUAUCAAUGUGUGUUUAAAUUGAUUUGAAUAUUCUAAUUCUGUGGCCCUAGUGAAUAAGAGUACAAGUCUCGGGCAGCGCAGUUGUAAAAAGGCGUAAGUUCCACGUAACACUGCCCUUUUUUAAACCUAAUCUGCGCGAGACCUGUACCCUUUUUCACUAGGGCGGUAGGGCCACAGAAUUGUAAAUAUUAGCUUAUAAAUGUAUAUAUUUAUUUGUUUUAAAUUCUGUAAGACCAAUUUCACAUAUAUUUAUUUUUGAUUUUGACUUUUUUUAUUAUAGUUUUGGUGUCGAUCUGUAUACUCUAAUCACAUUGUCAAAUAAAUGAUUAUUUGGAAAGAGUCUGAACAUAUAUUCUACUUCGUUGGAACAUAUCAACGGAUGAUGUGAUGUGAGCAAGCUCAACUUGGAUUAGUGUUCUUCUAUAAACCCUAAGUUUCCGACUUCUAAAAAGUCAUUGCUGUCACUGUCAUUUAACAAGCAUCUUACAACCUUAAGUUUUUUAAGGUUGAACAUUUCUUAAAAUUAAAAUGAUGAGAGUCAAUGAGUCAGGUUUUAUUUCUUAGCUGUCUAGGAAUGUAAAUAUUCCACAUAAUACAUACAUAAUAUAAUUCUACAUGUAUUUAUAGUUUUUGUAAUUUAAAAAAAACAAAACUACUUGGUAAUUUUUAAAUGAAAAAUAUAUUUAUAAAAAAAAAGUCGUCAGGGACCUUUUGCAUAGUAAGGAUAAGGCCAGCAUUGAUGUUUUGUAUGAAAAACCGCAUGACUUAUUGGCUUGUUAUCAUAAUACCUACUGACCGCAGAUUUUUACAAAUUGUGUAAUGUAAUAACGAAAAGCUUUCAAGUCGCCUGUUACAAGGAACUCAUUUUACGACUCGCAUCGUACUUAGUCAGAAGAAGAAGCAUGGGCCAUGAUAAAAUCAUUUUUUUUUUCACUGGUUUUUUUAUUUUGAUUGUAAGGGUGAAGGGGUACCAUGUAUUCGUUUGGAA